AUUGAACAAAGAAGAAGCAAGAUGGCGGCCGUCAGCGGAUCUGUAGAAGUCGACUCUGUCUUUAUCAAGGCUUUGAAACUCUUACACUCCAAACAUCCUGAUUCUUUGGACCAGCUUCGUGCUCUAAGAGAUGAUGUCAUCAGACAGCACAACCAACAAGUUCCUGCUUCUUCUAAGGAAAAACCCAAGGAAGCCAAAUCAGGGCUUCAUUCUGAAAGAAGACCAAGUGCAAUAGUUAAAACAGCUGAAAUUAAAACCAAAUUAUCAGAGAAGAAACAUGACACGGAGGCUAAGCCAACAGUUCCUGUUAAAACAGAUCAUGUCAGAAACUUUGCUGUUGAAGAAGCAAGUGUCGAAACUCUGGAGGUUGGCUCAAGUUUGAUUGAGACUGUCGAGUUGAGUUCAAGUUCCUUCAUGGAUCAUAGUGCGGCAAAGAAGGCCAAGCUUCAGUUUGAUGUGGAAGAUGUGUUAGAUGAGGGAGGUUUAGAAUCUCCAAGUGCUCUCCAACCUGUGGUUGAUGACUUGAUGAUUGAUUGGGGUUCUGUCUGUGGUAUCUGUUGUAGAGAAGAGAGCAAAAUUCCCGGAAAUCAACUGGUGGAAUGCCAUGAGUGUCAUUCGCUUUAUCACCAGGUACAAAACAUUUCAAGGAUAUAAUUUUAAAUACAUUUUUUUUUUUUUUAAAUUCUCUGAAGCCAGUAUAAGAAACUACAGUGUACCAGUGAGAGUUUAGUGAGUGUUAGCUUUAAUUGCUAUCCACUGAAAAACGUUAAGUUAUGGAUCAAGUGAUUAUUGUAACAAAAUUAUUUGAAGAGACAAAAUUGAUUAAAACAAAAGAAUUGAAACAGUUUAGAAAAUAAAACUAAAUUCUGCAGUCAUGAAUACCUGCCCACCAGUACCCCCCACAAGAGAGCAAUAAAUGAAUACAUCAUCAAGGUUUUUGUAGAGUGUUCAUUUACAUGUACCUAGUGUAUUCCUAUUGCUGUGCCAUAGACUGUACAUGAAUCAUUAGAUACUUCUCUCAAACCUUGGUACUACAUGUGAUUUAAAAAAGCUGAGUGACCACUCAGCACUUUAAUUUGUAGUUGUGCAGCUACAUUUAUGUUGAUCCUUGGUCCUUAGAAUCAAUGAAUUAAUUAUUAGUGUUUAUUAAAAACUCUCUCUUAAGGAGCAAAUGAUAGUACAUGGGAGAGUUGUUUCUUUUUGAACACAUUCAGUUGUCUAAAAAAACAAAAAUUGGAUGAAAUUGUGAUCUACAUGUGGUUACCUAGGAGAAGACUAGCUUUGAAUUACUUAUACUUUCUUUUAAUUGUACUGCAGGAGGCAGGAAAGUUUCUAUUAGUCUGUUGAAAAGUCUGUUACAGUCUUGUCAACAAAUGGCUUGUAAUUCUCUCCCUUGUCUGGUUGUUCUGUUUUGUCUGUUUCUAAGUUUUAUUGGUGUAGUAAUCUUUGUUUUUCUGUGUUUGUGAGGGGAAUCCAAUUAGCAGUGGAAAACUGAAGGCAAAGAACAUUUUUCCUUCAUGUACCUCAUUCCUUAAAUUAUAUUAAAAAUAUUGAAAUUAUUGAAGCAUACUUAAAUGUUAAAUGGAAGAAACCAAACUUUGUUGGCUGAAAAGUGGAAGAAAAUUUAACAUCACUGAGAAAGGAAA
This is a messenger RNA of Orbicella faveolata, 1646 nucleotides long. RefSeq names its product integrator complex subunit 12-like. The record is from RefSeq and is a predicted model, not a curated record. Gene Ontology annotation, biological process: snRNA 3'-end processing. NCBI's taxonomy places the organism in Eukaryota, Metazoa, Cnidaria, Anthozoa, Scleractinia, Merulinidae. Gene Ontology annotation, cellular component: integrator complex.